Molecule: messenger RNA, 1521 nt
Organism: Suillus paluster
Lineage: Eukaryota; Fungi; Basidiomycota; Agaricomycetes; Boletales; Suillaceae
Exons: 16
Coding region: 429-1322 (297 amino acids)
Source: RefSeq, a predicted model, not a curated record
GGUCCGGGACGCAUGUCAGUUUUUCGAUGGGCCGCUGCAAGGACGCUCAGCAAGUAUCGGGUACGCUUCAAAGCUCGCACAGCCAACUUCAGCAGAAUCUCCGGCGGACACUUCUCCGUUCUCGCCAAGUCAUGUUUUGUAUGUUGAAAGCACUGUCCCGAGCAUUGCCGGUGAAACCUCGAGGACUCGACACGAACAAUAUUAGUCACGCUUCAAGAUUUACCUGCCGGCAACUUUGACGUCUGGAGCGAGAACUCCAGAACCCACUACGUAAUCGGAUCGUUUUACCCUUUACUAUAUUGCAUCCAACCGGAUUGAGGCUGCGAUCCCGAACGGCAUGAUGCAGCAGUGACCACAUAUGUUUGCGUCGCGUGCUGAGCCUUUGUUUAUCGCGUAUCGAGUCUUAAAGCUUAAGCUGGUUCAGCUUCAUGGCAUGCCAGGAUUUUUUUCAGCCAUUCAUGUUGGACACGAUCGUGAUUUCACAGUCCGCUCGGCGAGCUUUGAACAUUGGCAAACAAUCGCAAGCUGGAGCGCUGGGACUUCUCAUUUAUGAACACAUUAUUACCAUCGAGGACGAGGUUGAUCUUAUUUGGAUGAAAAGGACAAGUUGGGUGACAUAUCUCUAUCACUUCAACCGCUGGCUUCCAGCGUCAUGGCUUAUUUUCGACAUCAUACAACUAAGCCCAACUAACGUGGCGUCAUCCAAAACCUGUGUCACUUACAUGCUAUGCAAUAAUAUCAUCGCACUCCUUAUGACGAUCUCUGUUCAAACAAUCCUGCAGCUUAGAGCGUGGGCAAUUUAUGGCCGAAGUCGCAGGGUCUUCUUUUGGAUGAUUGGCUUGAGUAUAAUUGAGAUCACAGCAAUGGCGCUUCUCAUCGGCGUGACAAUCGCCCGCGUGGAAAGAUUUCCGGUAGUCUCUACCCCAGUGGGUUGUGUCUUUGAGGGUCUUGCCCCUCUCUCUGCUAUCUUUUGGACACCAGCGCUGGUUAUCGAACCCAUCAUUUGUAUACUCGUCCUCAAGAAAGUUUUGCUGGACCGACAAGCACGCAGUGAACUUGCAAUGUUUCUGGCCCGUGAUAGUUUAUUAUACUUUCUCGUAAUAUUCAUGGAACUCGUAGCAUCAACCGUUGUUUGGGCACGAUUUCCUGAUUACAUUGACCUUUUCAUGCCAUGGUCUAUGGCUUUACCAUCCUUGCUCUGCAACCGUCUCCUACUCAACAUGAGGGGGCGUUUCGCCAGGGAUUCUGAACCUCUGCACUCCUCGAUUGAACUUGUAACUAUCCAAACCAGCCCGGACUCAUCGAGAGCGGAUGAAGAGUAAAAAGACAUAUGCACCUCAGCACGAAUUCAACCUCUAUGAUAAUUCUUUUUAAAGUGGGUCUUUUGUCCGCAGUACUUUGGUGUAAUAUAGUGGCUUGCACAGAGGCUAAGUGAGUUGCCGUCUUUAUCGUCCAGAUGUUGUUAUAACUGAUAAUAUCCUCAGGCCUUGCUGAGCCGGGCUGACUGUUUGCAUUCCACUG